AGGGAUGCGGCUGACACUGGCCUCCACAGCCUCCUGCCCUCACUAUGAAGCUUAACAACCUCCUGGUCUUCACGGUGCUCCUGGCCCUCAGAAUCCUGUCGUCCUGGGCUGUCGUAGAUGCUGGCAAAGAAAAAGCAGGCAAAAAUGGAGCCUGCCCCUUCAUACACCCAGUAAACUGUCUUGUGUAUGAACCUCCUCAAUGCCACAGUGACUGGCAGUGUCCAAAGAAGCAGAAAUGCUGUCCUGGCCUUUGUGGCAUCAAAUGCUUGGAUCCUGAAGACCCAUCAAAGCCAGUUCAAGUCAAUCCUGGCAAGUGUCCAGUGGUCACUGGCCGGUGUAAGAUGCUCAACCCCCGAGACCAAUGCCGGAAUGACAGCCACUGCCCGAAGAGUCUCAAGUGCUGCAAGGGGAUGUGUGGGAAUUCAUGUGUCAAGCCGUGUGAGGUAAGGAGAGGAACUGGAGAGUUCCACACCUCCCCGCAUCCUCAUACAGCCUCAACCACCCGGCGCCCUUCCCUGCAAAGGAGGAUGCUUGGUAUCUCCCUGUACCUCCUCCCACAAACAGAUCUUCUGCCUCAGCACCAUUUACCCAAUGUUCUAACCAGGAAGCCCCCAGGGCCCCCUGUGACUGGUAGUGCUGGGUCCUGGAAGGGCAGGAUUGGUGGAGUAAGCCAGGAGGAAGGAGCCAUGAAAAGGGGCAAGAGUUCUCUCUUUCAAUAUCAUCUCUGCCUCUGACUGACUGGAAUAAGUCUAGCUUAGGACUUCCUGGUGUGUAUGGAAUUACUUCCUGGGAUUCCUUUUUCCUCAAGCCUGGAGAAAAUGAGAGGACCUUGAUGAAUAUGUGGCUUUGCGACCAAUACUCCCUGGGGGCUAAGAUUUGACCUGUUUUAUCGAUAAAUCCUCAGCAUCCAACAUGAGGCUUGGCACAAAUAGGAAAUGUCUGUUGAUUAAUGAAUAAAUAAACGUACAAAGUUU
This is a messenger RNA of Myotis daubentonii (Daubenton's bat), 974 nucleotides long. RefSeq names its product antileukoproteinase-like. Gene Ontology annotation, biological process: innate immune response; antibacterial humoral response. Gene Ontology annotation, molecular function: serine-type endopeptidase inhibitor activity. Gene Ontology annotation, cellular component: extracellular region. The record is from RefSeq and is a predicted model, not a curated record. Lineage: Eukaryota; Metazoa; Chordata; Mammalia; Chiroptera; Vespertilionidae.